UUGACUCACUGCUCUGCCAACAGCCCACGGCUUGCGCGAGGCUAUAAAACCUGCCAGUGAGGGAGGAGGCCCGGUGCCGCCCUGCAUUGCACAGUCCGAGCGCGCAGACAUGACCCGAGCGGUAGAGCGGGGCCAAGGGGCGGCGGGCUGGGGGCUGCGCGGCGCCCUGGUGGCCGUAGCGCUGCUGUCGGCGCUGAACGCCGCGGGCACCGUGUUCGUGCUGUGCCAGUGGCGCGGGCUGAGCGAGGCGCUGCGGGCGCUGGAGGCGCAACGCGGCCGGGAGCAGCGCGAAGACAGCGCCCUACGCGCCUUUCUGGCCGAAUUGAGUCGCGCCCCGGGUCGGGUCCCCGAAUCACCCCAGGACCCUGCGAGCGCAGCGCGCAACAAGCGCAGCCACAGCGCAGAGCCUGCGCCACACCUCCGCGCCGAGAGCCAGGACAUGAUGAUGAUGAUGACCUACUCCAUGGUGCCGAUCCGAGUGAUGGUGGACCUGUGCAACAGCACCAAGGGCAUCUGCCUCACAGGACCACCUGGCCCACCAGGACCCCCAGGAGUUGGUGGGUUACCAGGACACAAUGGAUCCGAUGGACAGCCUGGUCUCCAGGGACCAAAGGGUGAAAAAGGAGCCAAUGGGAAGAGAGGAAAAAUGGGGUUACCUGGAGCUACAGGAAAUCCAGGGGAAAAGGGAGAGAAGGGAGACGCUGGUGAGCUGGGUGCUCCUGGAAAUGAGGGCCCGCCGGGGCAGAAAGGUGAAAAGGGAGACAAGGGAGAUGUGUCCAACGACGUGCUUCUGACAGGUGCCAAAGGUGACCAAGGCCCCCCUGGACCCCCUGGACCCCCUGGACCCCCAGGGCCUCCAGGCCCUCCUGGAAGCAGAAGAUCCAAAGGCCCUCGGCAGCCAAAUACGUUCAACAGCCAGUGUUCAGGUGAGACGUGUGCCGUACCGAAUGACGAUACCUUGGUGGGGAAAGCUGAUGAGAAAGUAAAUGAACGCCAUUCUCCACAAACAGAAGCCAUGAUCACUUCCAUUGGAAACCCAGCCCAAGUACUAAAAGUCAGGGAGACUUUUGGGACUUGGAUAAGAGAGUCUGCCAACAAGAGUGAUGACCGUAUCUGGGUGACUGAACAUUUCUCAGGAAUCAUGGUGAAGGAGUUCAAAGACCUGCCCGCACUUCUCAAUGGCAGCUCCACCCUCAUCCACCUCCCACAUUACUUCCACGGCUGUGGGCACGCGGUCUACAACAACUCUCUCUACUACCACAAAGGCGGCUCCAACACCAUAGUGAGAUUUGAAUUUGGCAAAGAGACACCCCAGACUCUGAAGCUUGAAAAUGCUUUGUAUUUUGAUCGAAAAUACCUCUUUGCAAAUUCCAAGACUUACUUCAACAUAGCUGUGGAUGAGAAGGGCAUCUGGAUUAUCUAUGCUUCAAGCGUGGAUGGCUCAAGCAUCCUUGUAGCACAGCUGGAUGAGAGGACAUUCUCUGUGUUGCAACACAUCAAUACCACGUACCCCAAAUCCAAGGCUGGCAACGCCUUCAUAGCUCAGGGAAUCCUCUACGUCACCGACACCAAAGAUAUGAGGGUCACGUUUGCCUUUGAUCUGUUCAGAGGAAAACAGAUCCACGCAAACUUUGAUUUCAGAAUGUCCUCAACUGUUCUUGCCAUGUUAUCAUACAACAUGAGGGAUCAGCAUUUAUAUUCAUGGGAAGAUGGCCAUCUGAUGCUUUAUCCUGUGCGGUUUUCGUCAGCAGCAUCGAGCCAGCGAUAGGCUGCUGCCUGUUUCUUCAUUACACUCCACGUGUUCCCUGGGGCUUGUGCGAGCCCAGCAGAAAGCUUGUCUGUAAGGGAUAUCCAGGUACUCGGAGCAUAACCCAUGCCACAGGACUCGUGCAAGCAGCGACCCCCCUUUAAACCGGGUUGCUUAGAUAGCUACAGAUUGGAAGUGGAAAAUGGCUGAAAUCUCGAGAUUCCUCCUCAAACUCGGAAAGUUGGCUCUCUUCCUUGGGCCUUAGUUUCCCCAUUGGUAAUAUGAAACACCUGAAUAUGUUGAUAACAAUUUCCUCUACCUGCAUGAAAUUCCGUGAUUCUUAGCUGAUUAUAUAUUAGAUUGCUUUCUGGUUGGUUUUUCCCCCCUACAUGUAAACACAUUUAUCUUUGGCUUGAGGGAUGAACUCAUGGGCAAUGACUUACAUUUGAUAUCUAGAGAAGGCUCUCACUGGCUCUGAAGGCUUCUAAGGUGCCAUGUUUUCCAUGAUUUGGUAUUUUUCUCUGGAGGUGCACCUGUCACCACAGAAUGGUCAUUCUUUUUGGCUCCUAAGUACAAACCCAAGAUUAGUGAAACCUGGGAAAGCUGCAGGCUCAGGUCUCUGAACGAAACUGCAUCAAGCCCUUCUAGGGGCCUGUCAAUUUCUGAUCAUGCCUGUUUGUUGCUGGGGAGCAUAAACACGGAUUCCUCAGCUCAUGGCCACUCCUGCCAAGGCUACGGGAUUGCUAUCAGAGUGUUAAACACUGAGUGGGCAAUAGUCUGGUCAGAACCUGGGAACAUGAUGGUUUUUCAGAAGAGAGGCAUCAUGUGCAGUCACUCUCUAGAAUGCGGGAUGACAUCUGGUUCAAAGGCCAGAGUCAGUCUAUCUCCCACUCCUGUAAGGGGCGUCACAUUCCUGCACCAAAGAACCAUACUGCAGACCAUGACAGCCACGAAGCAUGGCAGUUCUGAAAAAUGCCAAAACAUUACUACCCAAUCCUUACCACCCAAACGAAGUAAGUGAACCUCCAGUCAGCAAGGUAUUCUCUCCAAAUGGUUCUCAAGGUUUGAUCUGUUCCUCUUGGACAGUAAGAAAAUGAUCGUUUCAUUGGCUCCCACACGCCCUUAAACAGGCAUGUUUUCUGCCAAGCCCUUCAGCCUGGCACUGAGUCCCAGGCAGGGCCAUGGAGGUCAAGAGGGAGCUGAGAAUUUCAUUGCCCCCGAAGACAGGAAGAGAAACUACAGAAACUGUCCAGGAAAGACUGGACAACAAUUUGUUCCAGUGUGUGUGUUCUGAAACAUCUUCUCUGGGCCCAAACCCAUUCUCAGGGGCCCCGUGGCCUGCUUUGGGGCCCCGUGGCCUGCUUUGAUCUUUUUAAUGGAAGCACUUUAAGACUUGGGGUGUGCAUAUUUAACUAUUUCAAUUUUUCCGACCUCUGAAAACACCCAGGCAGCUGUUAGUGGUGCACUGGCUGAGUUCUCAAGCUAAUGGGCCCCGAAGCUUCUCCACCUCUCCAUUGGUUGGUCCACCAGUCGUCACAGCUUUUGAAGAUAUUCUCUCAGAUUCAGCUGUUGCAAUGAGGAGUUCUCCUGUUUUUUUUCAGUGUCUAAUGAAUGCUAUUGUUCCUUCAAAGUAUACAAAUACAUGGUACUGUUUCUGAGUACAGUAAACCUGGAUAUAAACAU
Messenger RNA from Peromyscus maniculatus bairdii (prairie deer mouse), 3430 nucleotides. RefSeq names its product gliomedin (gene Gldn). Gene Ontology annotation, biological process: signal transduction. NCBI's taxonomy places the organism in Eukaryota, Metazoa, Chordata, Mammalia, Rodentia, Cricetidae. Gene Ontology annotation, cellular component: cell surface. The record is from RefSeq and is a predicted model, not a curated record.